AUGCGAAUUGAGAAGUGUUGGUUCUGCUCGUCAAGCAUAUAUCAGGGGCAUGGAAGUGUGUAUGUGAGGAACGACUCGAAGGUGUUUCGUUUCUGUAGGUCGAAGUGCAGGAAACUAUUUGAGAGGCGAGUGAAUCCGAGGAAGGUGAGGUGGACGAAGAUCUCAAGGAAGGUGAUGUGUAAGGAGUUGUGCAACGACCGUGUGCUUGAGUUUGAGCACAGACCUGCAGAGCUGAGAAUAUAUGAUCGUGAAGGACUGGAGAAGACACUGGCGGCAAUGCCGAAGAUAGCAGCAGUGAGGAAGCGCAGAGAGGACUACUUUAUCAAGGACAGGAUACUGAGUGGACAGGAGGUAAACAAACAGAGCGAUCUGGAGUAUAUUGAGAGGCACAAGCAGCUACUGUGUGAAGAGACAGAUGGCGAAAGAGAAGCAUUCAGUAAUGUGAAGAAGAAGGCGGCACAGAUGAACUAA
Molecule: messenger RNA, 471 nt
Organism: Ordospora colligata OC4
Lineage: Eukaryota; Fungi; Microsporidia; Ordosporidae
Product: ribosomal protein L24
Exons: 1
Coding region: 1-471 (156 amino acids)
Biological process (GO): ribosomal large subunit biogenesis
Cellular component (GO): nucleolus
Source: RefSeq, a predicted model, not a curated record